UAGCACCUUUUAUUAGAAAACUGAAAGAAGCACUACAAGUUACAACCACAACCAUAUAUAUCAAUCAAGAGUUUCAACUUUCCCCAACUGGUGUGGUUUUCUUCUCUUCCUUUGUCACCGAUUCAAGAAUAAAACAAAUUGCAUAAGAACAUGGCUACCUCCAGAGGUCGACCACCUAAGAGAAAAUCCCCAGAUGAUAAUGAGGCUACUGAUAAUAUCCAAAUCAAUUUUUCUAUCAUAGAUCAGGAUGGGCGCCAUAUGUACUUCAAGGUGAAUCACAACUUGGAGUUAAUUAAGGUAUUCAAAGAUUUCUGUGAGCGAAAGAACUUGGAAUACGAGACAAUGCAGUUCCUAUGCGAUGGUAUUCACAUUAAGGGAAAACAUACACCAAAAAUGCUUAAUAUGGAAGAUGAUGCUGAGAUCUUUGCCGCGACACAUCAAGUUGGAGGUGGUGGUGACAUGAGAUGUUAGGACAUGGUUGUUUUAUUAGUGCUUGGAGUUUGUUUGUUUAACUGAUAUGGUACAUUAUCAGAAAAAUAAUAAUACGCAAUUUAACUGUUUGUAAAUGGAACUUACAUGUUAAACUUGAGUAGUAGUAACUAAUGAAUGUACUGCUGAUAAAAAAAAAA
Glycine soja is the source of this 629-nucleotide messenger RNA. RefSeq names its product small ubiquitin-related modifier 1-like. NCBI's taxonomy places the organism in Eukaryota, Viridiplantae, Streptophyta, Magnoliopsida, Fabales, Fabaceae. The record is from RefSeq and is a predicted model, not a curated record. Gene Ontology annotation, molecular function: ubiquitin-like protein ligase binding; protein tag activity. Gene Ontology annotation, biological process: protein sumoylation. The transcript is spliced from 4 exons. The coding region runs from base 151 to 471 and encodes 106 amino acids. Gene Ontology annotation, cellular component: nucleus.